AUGCCACUGUUUCCAAUAGCACGACUUCCAAACAGCAGGAAAGUAGCAGGAAUGCCAAGCACCAUGAAUCGUUUACCGUACGAUAAAAUUUCCAGAAAACAAAUUGUUGGAGUUUCACAGAAUGUUAUCGAUAUUUUUCAACCAAUUUUCAAAAAAAUAUCUCCGCAUAAACCGCCAAAUUUUAUUAAUUCACUGUUGAAUCGUCCUACCGGUAUGGUUCGUUCCAUGCUUCCGCAUCGACUUCAUGCAUUACAACCGAACGACAUCUUUGAGACACCAUUUUUGGAAGCUGCUGGUUAUCGGAAGGAUUGA
Enterobius vermicularis (human pinworm) is the source of this 312-nucleotide messenger RNA. NCBI's taxonomy places the organism in Eukaryota, Metazoa, Nematoda, Chromadorea, Rhabditida, Oxyuridae. The record is from the annotation of a GenBank genome assembly.